AUGUCUCUUCUACAACUAGUCCGUCUCCCUCCCCCAGAAACAACCACCACUAACAUGAUCAGUCUAUUAUCAGCAGUAUGCUCAAUCUGCAUCGCUAGCUCUCUCGGCGAGAUCGCUUCUAUUUACCCUACAGCUGGAGGUCAAUACCAUUGGGUAGCAGCCCUUGCGCCCGCUUCGAUUCGAUCGACCGCGUCUUGGGUUACAGGCUGGGUUAGCAUUGGCGGACAGGUUGUUCUCACAUCGUCUGCUGCGUUUGCUGCUGGGCUGCAGAUGCAGGCUCUUAUAAUUGUGAAUAACGAGACGUAUGUUCCUGAGCGGUGGCAAGGCAUGUUGUUUUACUGGCUUGUUCUUGUCUAUGCUCUUGCUCUUAAUAUUUGGGGGGACAGACUUCUGCCGUAUACUAAUACCGUGUCUGGUGCCAUUCAUGUCAUCGGCUUUGUCACAAUUGUUGUCGUUCUUGGUGUUAUGGCACCUAAGAACUCGGCUUCUUUUGUCUUUACAGAAGUCACCAACUCUAGUGGCUGGUCUAACGAUGGCGUCUCUUGGCUCGUCGGCCUCUUGAGUGCCGUGUAUCCGUUCCUCGGAUACGACGCCGCCUGUCACUUAGCAGAAGAAAUGCCCCACGCCAGCCGUAAUGUUCCUCUCGCUAUGGUCGGUAGUGUGACCGUCAACGGUCUCAUGGGUCUUGUCUACGUUAUCAUCUUCCUCUUUUCAACCGGCCCCCUCGAGAAACUUCUCGCAACACCCACUGGUUUCCCCUUCAUGCAGAUCUUCCUUGACGCCACCAAGAGUCAAGCGGGCUGCACUGUUCUCUCUGUCAUCAUUACCUGCACUGCUGUUGCAGCGACUGUCGCGGGUGUCACUUCUACGUCAAGAACGUUGUGGGCUUUUGCGAGAGAUAAGUCAACACCGUUUGACAAGCAGCUCAGCAAGGUCGACAAGCGUCUUCAGAUUCCUGUUUACGCUGUCGUGGUUGUUACUGUUCUUCAGAUGCUGCUUGGUCUCAUCUACCUUGGCAACACCACUGCCUUCAAUGCCAUUCUUUCCAUGUCAAUCAUUGGCAUGUAUGUCAGCUAUGCAUUCCCUAUCAUCGCAAUGCUCUUUGCAAGGAAGAGUCUUCAAACCUCCAAUGGCUUCGGUCCUUUCAAGCUCGGACAUAUCGCUGGCCCAGCUGCCAACGUUAUUAGCUUGGUAUGGAUUACUGUCGUUGUCAUCUUUAGCACUUUCCCAUCUGCUAUGCCAGUCUUCGUGAUGGAGUUCAUGAGAAAUAAGUUGGAUAGUGGUAGUCAAAAAGUCGGCGAGAUGCAUGUUUUCAAAAACUGCGUGUCAUGGUCGGACAACAGAUUGGUUUGA
This is a messenger RNA of Fusarium oxysporum Fo47, 1353 nucleotides long. Its product is annotated as amino acid/polyamine transporter I. Gene Ontology annotation, biological process: transmembrane transport. The coding region runs from base 1 to 1353 and encodes 450 amino acids. Gene Ontology annotation, cellular component: membrane. The record is from RefSeq and is a predicted model, not a curated record. The transcript is spliced from 5 exons. Gene Ontology annotation, molecular function: transmembrane transporter activity. Lineage: Eukaryota; Fungi; Ascomycota; Sordariomycetes; Hypocreales; Nectriaceae.